Anopheles cruzii is the source of this 2333-nucleotide messenger RNA. RefSeq names its product src substrate cortactin (gene Cortactin). Gene Ontology annotation, cellular component: actin filament; plasma membrane; cortical actin cytoskeleton. Gene Ontology annotation, biological process: regulation of actin filament polymerization. The transcript has 7 exons. Gene Ontology annotation, molecular function: actin filament binding. Lineage: Eukaryota; Metazoa; Arthropoda; Insecta; Diptera; Culicidae. Bases 162 to 1733 code for a protein of 523 amino acids. The record is from RefSeq and is a predicted model, not a curated record.
CUUCAGCAGCAUCCCGGUAUUGUAACUUUUCGGAACUUGCCUGCCAGUUGAUCCAGUGGCCAGUAACUCACAUUCCUGCCUAACGCUCAAUCGAAAUAUCCGUCCACGCUUCGUGUUCAAUACUGUGGUUAACUCUCCGUUAGUUCGUCUUGCGAAAGAGAAUGUGGAAAUCAACAGCGGGCCGUGAUAUUGACGCCGGCCAGGGUGCCGAGGACGACGACUGGGAAACCGAUCCCGACUUUGUGAACGAUGUGAGCGAACAGGAACAGCGCUGGGGAUCGAAAACGAUUGAAGGAAGUGGCCGCAGCGCGGCUGCGAUUGACAUGCACCAGCUGCGGCAGGAAACGGAGCAAGCCGAUGCGGAGAAGAAGCGAAAGGAUGGACCGAAAGCGUCACACGGUUACGGUGGUAAGUUCGGUGUCGAGAAGGAUCGCAUGGACAAGUCGGCAGUCGGUCACGAGCAUAUAGAAAAGGUGGAGAAGCACGCCUCCCAGAAGGACUACGCGUCCGGCUUCGGCGGUAAGUUUGGAGUGCAGAAGGAUCGCGUUGACAAGUCAGCGCACGGCUGGGACCACGUCGAGAAGGUGGACAAGCAUGAAUCGCAAAAGGACUACAAGACAGGGUUUGGCGGGAAGUUCGGUGUGCAGCAGGACCGGCAGGACAAGUCGGCGGUUGGAUGGGACCACCUGGAAGCACCGCAAAAGCACGAAAGCCAGCUCGAUCACAAAGUGGGCUUCGGAGGGAAGUUCGGUGUGCAGAGCGACCGAAAGGACAAGUCGGCCUUUGGCUGGGACCAUGUCGAAAAACCGCAAAUGCACGAAAGCCAGGUUGACCACAAAAUUGGCUUCGGUGGCAAGUUUGGUGUGCAGAACGAUCGCAUGGAUAAGUCCGCCCUCGGAUUCCAGGAGCAGGACAAGAUUGGAACCAACUACACCAAAGUGAAACCGGACAUUGGUUCGGCAAAACCGUCAAACUUACGUGCCAAGUUUGAGAACUUUGCCGCAACGGCAGAAGAAGAUGCACGGAAGGGCGCGGAAGAGCAGAAAAAGCUGCGUGAGGAGAAGGACCGACGUGAUCGGGAGGAAGCGGCCAAGCGAGUGAAUUACUCUGCCGAAUCCACGGAACCUAAGAAGCCCGAACGGAAGGGUCCAAUCAAUACCGGUAGAGAAACGGGUGUCAGUAGCGCCAUCAGCAAUUUCAACAAACCACAGGAACCCGUGACCCCAGAAAAGACGAGGAAAGACCCAAUCUUGCUGCCUAAAACUGAGGAGCCUAAGAAGGCUGUACAACCGGAUGUCAUACCACCGAGUGAUCCUGCUCCGGUUGUAGCUAAAGUGCCGGAAGUAGAUCAAUCGGAAUCGAUGAUGGCUACACAACCUGCACCAAUUCCCGAACCAUCGCCUGUCGCACGGACCUCAUACACUGCAACUGUGGUAGAAACGACUGAGUCGGAGCCACCGGCUGCCAACACAUAUCAGGGCGUGUCUCAGCCACUGCAAACACCCGUUCCGGCGGAAACCGAACAGGUGGAAGAAUUCGUGCUAUCGCCAGACAAUCCCGGUAUUCAGGCGAUAGCACUGUACGAUUAUCAGGCUGCGGCGGACGAUGAAGUGUCUUUCGACCCGGACGAUAAGAUAACGCACAUCGAAAUGAUUGAUGAAGGUUGGUGGCGGGGAUGGUGCAACAACAAAUAUGGCCUAUUUCCGGCAAACUACGUACAGCUGCUGCAGUAAACGCGACAGCACAACAAAUCAUCAAACUGACUUCAUUUGCUGCUCACAUGGACAUUAGCUCCUCUUUCGCAUUUAUCAUCGCCCCAAUCAAUCAUGCUUGACGAUGGCGUUUUAUACUUUCAAUUAGUCGACGGGCUGAAGAAAGACCAACAUUCCUUUCACAGCAUCUUUCGCACACGCAACAGGUUCUUCCGUACUAGUAGUAUUAGACUUUAUGGGCUCUUCUAAUUAUUUUUUAUUAAACACAAAAAGUGAAAAAGGAGUCGCUAGGUUGGAUGGAGCAUUUUAUUUUCCCAACGGACUUCGACUUAGGCUAUAGAGUGAGGGUGUUAACAUAGUGAACAACCUACCCUCCACGUUGCGCAAAACGAGAUUCUUCAUAUUUCAGGGCGUAAAGCCAAACGAUGACAUCUUUCGAUGUAAUAGGAUACAGUUCAAUCGUUGCCUAGAGCAUUUUCUUAAGGAAGUAGACGUAUAUUGUGCAAAAAGCAGUUCGGGAUAAAAAUAGAGCAACAAACAAUUGCUCGACACGAACCCGUUUAAACCCACGUUUGAAGCAUAACAUUGCUGUUCCGAGAAAUAGAUAUCAAAAAGGUUCGU